Molecule: messenger RNA, 932 nt
Organism: Oryza brachyantha (malo sina)
Lineage: Eukaryota; Viridiplantae; Streptophyta; Magnoliopsida; Poales; Poaceae
Product: ubiquitin-conjugating enzyme E2 variant 1D-like
Exons: 5
Coding region: 299-784 (161 amino acids)
Biological process (GO): DNA damage tolerance; protein K63-linked ubiquitination
Cellular component (GO): nucleus
Source: RefSeq, a predicted model, not a curated record
GCCCCCACGCUCUUCUCUCCUCCCUCCUCGGUCCCCGCUGUCCAGUUGCAAUCCUCUCAGCUCCCAAGCAUCCAAUCCAUCUCUCUCUCUCUCUCUCUCUCUCUCUCCAAGGACUCCACGCUGGGAAGCUUGGGGCUGGGGAUAUUCCUUGUCCCGCGGGUCAGUUUAGCGCGGUACAGUGGUGGAGACUACUUGUUGCCACCACCGCUUCUUGUACAGCUCGGGAGGAGGAGGAAUUGCAGUUGCAGUGGGGGGUGACAGGCGGCGGUCGGAGCUGGAGGAGGAGGACGCGCUUGCGAUGGGGUCCGAGGGAUCGGCCGGGGUCGUCGUCGUUCCCAGAAACUUUAGGCUCCUUGAAGAGCUUGAGCGAGGUGAGAAGGGCAUUGGUGAUGGAACGGUGAGCUAUGGAAUGGAUGAUGCUGAUGACAUAUAUAUGCGUUCCUGGACAGGAACUAUCAUUGGUCCUCCUAAUACUGUUCAUGAGGGACGAAUCUAUCAGCUGAAGUUGUUCUGUGAUACAGACUAUCCAGACAGACCACCUACUGUUCGAUUCCAGACUCGAAUCAAUAUGACAUGUGUGAAUCAAGAAACUGGAAUGGUUGAACCAAGUGUAUUUCCUAUGCUUGGUAACUGGCAAAGAGAGCAUACAAUGCAGGACAUCCUGAUCAGCUUAAAAAAGGAGAUGUCUGCACCUCAGAAUCGUAGGCUCCAUCAACCUCAUGAUGGCAAUGAAGACCAAAGAGUAGAGCAGAAAGGGAUGUCUCUUAGGUGUGUCAUCAUGUAAGAGAUGCGAAUUGCAAUCAAUGUACAGUAUUAAAUUGAGUUGCAUCAGGCGCAGAAAAGAGCAACCCAUGACCUCCUGUAAUUUGGCAAUGGCUACACUGGAUCCAAAUCGUUCUGUCGUCUCAAUAAAAUGUCGGCAACUUCGUUAA